This is a messenger RNA of Stylonychia lemnae, 2742 nucleotides long. The record is from the annotation of a GenBank genome assembly. Lineage: Eukaryota; Ciliophora; Spirotrichea; Sporadotrichida; Oxytrichidae.
AUGGGUCUUUCUCAUGUUUUCUUUAAAACUGAAAGGUGCUUUGCCUAUUCUAAACUAUGUAACAUUUUCUACAGCAACAGAUAACUUGGUUUCUCUUGGUCUAUCGAGAUAUGUUUUAGGUAACUCAAAAAUUUGUUAACUUAAAUCCCUUUAGGCAGAAAAAUCAACACAGGUCAUUUAAUAUCUGUUCUUGUGGGAUUAUUUGCUGUUAUAUGUUGUGAAUUUCUUGUAUUUUAAAGUGAUAAUGGGAGAACUUAUAGCUCAGAUUCAUUUAUCCUAGAGCCAACAUUAUCAUAAGACUAGACAUAUGCCUAUAUCUACUGUUUGCUUAGUAGAUUUUGUCAUGGAGGAGCAUGUAUACCUUUCAGAAAAAUAAGAGUAAAUGAUCUUAAUAAUGAGGGAGAAAUAAGUAAGCCAGUAGUUCGACAAGAGUCAGCGUUGUACAGAAAAGCAUUAUUCAAUUUGAAUGAAAAGAAACUUUUAAGCAAGGCAAACAUGAGUCUUAAAGAUAUCGAUGAACUUUCUAAAAAAUAAAAUAAGUUGGAUGAAUAGGAGCUUAAGCUGUUGCAAAUUCUUAGAAAUUAAGAUAAAUUUGAGGCAUCGAAAGUAGACAGAAACAGAGGUAUGUCAAAGAGAUACGGUGCGAAACUUAUUUAAAGAAACAAGGAGAAGGCAAUCAACAAAGUUCAUGUAGAGCAGCAGCUAGUAUUAAGUGAUAGGACUAGAUAAGUUGAUAAAGCUUAGGAUUCAGUAGCCAAUGAAAAUCUUACUGAUGAUAAUCAGAUUAAUGUUGGAGAACAAAUAGACAGACUCGAGAGGUAAUAGGAAUAAUAAAAAGUAUGGGCAAUUCAAAUGAGUGAAGAGAUGCAAGAGAUUAUCAAAGAUUACAAGUUCUAUGAAUUGCACGAACAUCUCUUCGAUGGAUAAGAUGACAUAUUACUUUCUAAGUUAGAUGAAAUAUUUGACUCGACAUCCUUAGAUUGUGAGCUUUUUGGAACUGAAGUGCCUUCUCAUUUUAAUCUAAUGACAGUAGUUGGUGGGUUUUUAUCAGUUCCUCUAUUCAUUAUAAUGCACUUAUUAUCUGGUGGAGAUCCUUUUAGUUUUAUGUUGAUAAGAGAAACUGAUUAGGAUAAGAUUGAUUUUUACCAGUAUAUGUUUAACAAUAGAUGGGAAACAAUAGUAAUACUUAUUACUAUAUCAAUCCUUUACACUUUAAAGCCUAUAACUACAACCAAUUUCGUCCUAUCUAUUUAAUCACCAUUGACAUAUGUGGCUGUUGAGUUAGCUGCAAAGAUAUUUUUCAUUUUUACAACUAUGAUUCUUGUAGAGAGUAAUGCAUAUAUAUCUGCUAUGGAAGCAACUGGACUUUCCUUAUCUCUUUUAUCUUAGAUAAUGUACUAUCAUUUUUCUGACAAGUUUAAAGAUCAAAUCUAAGUUUAAUCGGCAUGUGACUCUCUUAAGAACAUUUUUGAGUAUGAAAGUAUAGAAGAGUUGGAAAAGAUUGAGAAAAAGCUCUAAAUGAUAGCAUCAUAGUUUUCAACUACCGAAGCGUUAAGAAUUUUAUUCGAUAUUGUCAUUUCAAGAAAUAAAAAACAAUUCGAUUAUCCAUCUAUUUCAACUUUAGAUAUUUAAAGAAAAUUUGACUUCAAUUACUAAAAAACCACAUCUUAGUGGGGAGGUGGUUAUCCCAGGCCAGCUUAUGAAUUUGAGACUUAGUCUCAUGUAAUCCGUGAUAGAAAUAUUGAAGAAGUGGAUAAACCCAGAUUUAUUAAGGUUUAAGGAAAAUCUGUUUAUGAUUUGAGUUCCCUGAAAGAUGCUAGAAAUUAAUGGGCCAGAAUAGAUGCAACUAGCAACAAACUAGACAGUUCAGACAAUAAAUAAAGUUUGAUAUCAAAGAGAAGAAAAAGUGAUUUUCACGAUGCAGUUAGCAGACCAAUGAAUGAGUCAAUCUUGAGUGAAAGUAAGGAUAUGUUGAUGACUCAACAGUAGUUAGUAAAUGACUCUGAUGCCAGUGAAUCAUCAAGUGAAAAUGAUAGAUAUGAUAAUAUGAUUGGCCAGUAAGACGAGGAGAGUGAUGAAUCUAGAAAUAAUGAAUAGGAUUACGAUCACUAUGAAGUAAGUUAGAAGAGACUUCAAUCUAUGAUUAUUAAAGAAAAUGUUUCAAUCAACUCAGAUUAGCUCAACCUCACUGGAAUAAUAGACAAAUCUUCGAUAAUGAAGCACGCUAAAACCUAGUCACUACCACCACAGCAAUUAACUAUUGAGCAAAAUGAAAAACUAGACUUCGACAAUAUUUAAGAUGUUGCAUAAGAUAGCUCAUUACAAGUUCAUGAGAACAUAUUUGCCAAUGAUUUCGAAGACUCAAAUUAAAAUGAUGUAUCAGUUUCACAAAGUUUAAAUGAUAGUAGCAAUUUGAAGUUCAAAAAGAGAUCGAAGAAAAAGAAGACGAAUCUCUAAAAGUCAAAGUAGAGCUUGGAAAAAGCUAAAACUAGCAAGUUGUAAGGAGCAAAGCCGAAGAAAAUUAUUCCUAGAGAACCUACUUUAAUGAAGUUUCCUGAAGAUGAGGAGAAUGAAGAAAAGAAAAUAAUGGAACAAGAGAUACAAGAAAGACUUCAAGAAAUGCAAAAAAUAAAUCUUCCAUCAAUUUAAUAAAGCAAUAGAAGAGGAAGUGUUUGGGUGUAGGAUUUAGAAGCUGAAGAAGAUAAUCAUGAGGAGUUGUAAUUCCAUAAAAUGAAGGAUUGA